AUGACCUCCACAGAGUCGAUUCAUUCGAGCGUCUUAAAUUAUAGGAAAGAGAAUGGGAGGCAAUACCAUGGAUACAAGGAUGGAAAUUGGGAUUCUAACGAAACUUUAGACCUGCAACAUCACAUGUUCCUGUUAACGUUUGGGGCCAAAUUGUUUACUGCACCAAUUCCCAAAGAUCAGCAAUUGCAUCGCGUGCUUGACGUGGGAACAGGUACUGGGAUCUGGGCGAUGGAUUUUGGUGAGGACUUACUUCCAACCCAUUGCUUUGCUAACAGGUAUACAGCCGAUGAAUACCCCCAAACACAGGUAAUCGGAGUUGAUUUGAGCCCGACACAGCCAAGUUAUGUUCCGCCAAAUUUGAAAUUCGAGAUUGACGACAUUGAAGAACCUUGGACUUUCACUACAAGGAAUCUCAAUCCCGGUGGGUGGAUUGAAGCCGCGGACAUAUGCGUUCCACACAGGUCCGACGAUGGUACUUUACCACUCAACUCUACGACCUACAAGUGGGGUGCUCUUUGUAUUGAGUCUGCCCAGAAUCUAGGUCGUCCGAUAGACAGUGCGAAGGUGGUUUGGAAAUGGCCGACAAAUCGAUGGCCCAAAGAUCGCGAGAUGAAGGAGCUGGGGAUGUGGUAUCAUGAAAAUGUUACUAGAAAUUUAUAUGGUCUUAGCGUCGCGCAUUUCACCCGUGGUUUGGGUUGGUCUUUGGCGGAAUUGGAGCUUUUUUUGGUGGAUAUUAGGAAGGAAAUAAGUGAUACGAAGAUUCAUACUUGGGUGCCGAUGCAAAUAUCUCUUCAAAGGACGCGAUAAGUGCUG
Hyaloscypha bicolor E is the source of this 813-nucleotide messenger RNA. RefSeq lists its product as uncharacterized. The transcript has 7 exons. Bases 1 to 807 code for a protein of 268 amino acids. NCBI's taxonomy places the organism in Eukaryota, Fungi, Ascomycota, Leotiomycetes, Helotiales, Hyaloscyphaceae. The record is from RefSeq and is a predicted model, not a curated record.